Molecule: messenger RNA, 2860 nt
Organism: Manihot esculenta (cassava)
Lineage: Eukaryota; Viridiplantae; Streptophyta; Magnoliopsida; Malpighiales; Euphorbiaceae
Product: protein TOC75-3, chloroplastic
Exons: 7
Coding region: 126-2564 (812 amino acids)
Biological process (GO): protein import into chloroplast stroma; chloroplast organization
Cellular component (GO): chloroplast outer membrane
Molecular function (GO): protein-transporting ATPase activity
Source: RefSeq, a predicted model, not a curated record
GCGCCAAUAAACCUCAGUCCCAAACCAAACUCAGCCAUUCUUCUCUUUUACCUGUCGACUGCCAAAACCCCAUUCCUCACUCCUUCCUCAUCCUCAAUCAUUAUCCCACCAUACUCCAUAGAGCCAUGUCCUCUUUCGCAGCAGCCACCAACGUAAUAACCAACACUCCACUCUCCUCCUCUUCCUCCGUACGCUCCCGCCGCAAUUCAUGUGCUAGUGCCGCCGUUCCCUACCGUGUUUCAUCCUUCAAACGCGAUCUUCCAUCCUCUUCAUCGCUUCAAAACCCUAAACCCCGUAAUUCCAUACUUCAAUCACUGUCUAAGCCUCUUGCUCUUGCUGGCGCUGGCGCUUCCGUCGCUACUCUCCUCCUGCGAUUUACUCCCAUUCUCAACGACGGACCUGGCAACUUUGGUGGUGAUAAUGGCGGAGAUUGGUUCGGAGGAGGCGGUGGUGGAGGUGGGGGCGGAGAUGGUUUUGGUGAGGGAGGGUUCUGGAAGCGACUGUUUUCUCCGGCGCCGGCAAUUGCCGACGAGUCGCAGUCACAGGAAUGGGAUUCACAUGGUCUUCCGGCUAAUAUUGUGGUUCAGCUAAGUAAACUGAGUGGCUUCAAGAAGUACAAAAUUUCAGAAAUCCUCUUCUUCGAUCAGUGGCGAGGGGCUACCGGGGGCACUGAAGACUCUUUCUUUGAGAUGGUCUCUCUACGACCUGGUGGAAUUUACACCAAAGCACAGCUCCAGAAGGAGCUCGAAACGCUAGCCACUUGUGGAAUGUUCGAGAAAGUAGAGAUGGAAGGAAAAGCUAACCCGGAUGGAACCCUAGGCAUAACUAUUUCAUUUUCAGAAAGCACCUGGCAAUCAGCUGAUAAGUUCAGGUGCAUAAAUGUAGGAUUAAUGACGCAAUCGAAACCCGUGGAAAUGGAUCCAGAUAUGACCGACAAAGAAAUGCUAGAGUAUUACAAGAAUCAGGAGAAGGAUUACAGGAGGAGGAUAGAGAAGGCGAGGCCGUGCUUGUUACCACCGGCAGUGCACAGAGAGGUGCUUCAGAUGUUGAGAGACCAGGGGAAGGUCAGCGCAAGGUUGUUGCAGAAGAUUAGGGAUAGAGUGCAGAAAUGGUACCAUGAUGAAGGUUAUGCGUGUGCUCAGGUUGUCAAUUUUGGGAAUUUGAAUACCAAGGAGGUAGUCUGUGAGGUGGUGGAAGGGGAUAUUACGCAGUUGGUUAUUCAGUUCCAAGAUAAGCUUGGGAAUGUUGUUGAAGGGAACACACAGCUUGCUGUUGUUAGGAGGGAAUUGCCCAAACAGCUUCGAAAAGGUCAAGUUUUUAACAUUGAAGCUGGGAAACAAGCUCUCAGGAACAUAAACUCAUUGGCCUUAUUUUCAAAUAUUGAAGUGAAUCCAAGGCCUGAUGAGAAGAAUGAGGGAGGAAUAAUUGUUGAGAUUAAACUUAAAGAACUAGAGCCAAAAUCAGCUGAAGUUAGCACUGAGUGGAGUAUUGUUCCAGGACGUGGAGGGCGUCCCACAUUGGCCUCAUUCCAGCCAGGUGGAACUGUUUCUUUUGAACAUCGGAAUAUCAAAGGGCUGAAUCGAUCCAUUCUUGGUUCCAUAACCACCAGCAAUUUCUUCUUGCCUCAGGAUGAUCUUGCUUUUAAGCUUGAGUACGUUCAUCCAUAUUUGGAUGGUGUAUAUAAUCCACGCAACCGUACUCUCCGUGCAAGCUGCUUCAACAGCCGGAAAUUAAGUCCAGUUUUCACUGGUGGACCAGGAGUCGAUGAAGUUCCUCCUAUAUGGGUUGAUCGUGCUGGCCUCAAAGCCAACAUUACAGAGAAUUUCACUCGUCAGAGUAAAUUCACUUAUGGAAUUGUGAUGGAAGAGAUAACAACACGAGAUGAAAGCAGUCAUAUCUCUGCCAAUGGUCAAAGAGUGUUGCCAAGUGGUGGAAUUAGUGCGGAUGGGCCUCCAACAACCCUCAGUGGUACUGGCAUUGACCGAAUGACAUUUCUACAAGCAAAUAUCACGCGUGAUAACACCAAGUUCAUAAAUGGAGCUGUAGUUGGUGAGAGGAACGUGUUUCAGGUGGACCAAGGCCUUGGAAUUGGCAGCAAGUUUCCUUUCUUUAACCGUCACCAACUAACCAUCACACGAUUUAUACAGUUGAAGAAAGUGGAGGAAGGUGCCGGUAAAUCACCACCACCUGUACUAGUCCUGCAUGGCCAUUAUGGCGGUUGUGUAGGAGAUCUUCCAAGUUAUGAUGCCUUUACCCUUGGGGGACCUUAUUCUGUGAGGGGCUAUAACAUGGGGGAAUUGGGAGCUGCUAGAAACAUCAUUGAGCUUGGAGCUGAAAUACGGAUACCUGUGAGAAAUACGCACUUGUAUGCAUUUGCUGAGCAUGGAAAUGAUCUGGGAACUUCUAAGGAUGUGAAGGGGAACCCAACAGAGGUCUACAGGAGAGUGGGUCAUGGUUCAUCAUAUGGUGUUGGUGUCAAGCUGGGUUUGGUACGUGCAGAGUAUGCUGUUGAUCAUAAUACUGGUACUGGAUCAUUGUUCUUUCGUUUUGGGGAAAGAUAUUGAAAGACAGUCGGUUACAUAGAUGUGCUCGGUACAUUUUGGCCAUUAGGUUUUUGGAGAAACUACCGGAAUCCUUGAUCAACUGAAAUUCCGUAGAACUAGAUGUGUGUUUUAAGUAAAGCGGCCUUUUUCCAAUAGGUUUUGGUGGUUACGUUUUUUCUUUAAAUCUGGUCCUAUAGAGAUUGAAAAUUGUGAGGAGAUUAUAACGUCUUGACUCUUCUUGAGCAUGUUGAUUUAUAUUUGGUUGUGCAAAACUGAAUAAAUUUGUAUGGUCAAGUGAGUUAAUUUUCUCCGUACUA